Spodoptera littoralis (African cotton leafworm) is the source of this 1323-nucleotide messenger RNA. The record is from the annotation of a GenBank genome assembly. NCBI's taxonomy places the organism in Eukaryota, Metazoa, Arthropoda, Insecta, Lepidoptera, Noctuidae.
AUGGCGGUGCUGGCGGCUGCUCAGCUGCUCGAUGAAUUGAUGGGCAGACAUCGGAAUACAAAUCCAAACGAAAAAAUUAAGAAACCUAACUGGGAAGAUCCUGAGUACUGUAAAUAUUAUAUGGUGAAGUUCUGUCCGCACGACUUGUUUGUGAACACUAGAGCUGAUUUGGGUGCUUGUCCCAAAGUACAUGAUGAUGAAGUUAAAGAACUGUUUGAAAAGGCUGAGACCUCUUAUAAGAAGGCACAAUAUGUCGAAGAGUUUCUACGGUUCUGCCGUCAUAUGAUUAAUGAUGUUGAGAGAAAAAUCCAAAAAGGUAAACAAAGAUUGGAGCUCAUGAAUUCUAAGCCUGAUGGACCUCCUAUGACCCAAGCUCAGACUGAGAAAAACCAGGAACAGGUGCAAUUACUAUCAGAAAAAAUAACAUCAUUAGUGCAAGAGGCUGAGGAAGCUGGGACUCGUGGAGAUGUGGAGCAGGCACAAGGCCUCAUGAAGCUUUGUGAUAGACUGAAAGAAGAGAAAGAACAAUUGUUGAAACAACAAGAGAAUAGUCAUUGGUCUAUGACAGCUGAGUUGGCAGCCGCACAAGAAAAGCAGAUGGAGGUUUGUCCAGUGUGUGGCGCGUUCCUCAUUGUUGGGGAUGCACAACAGCGUAUUGACGACCAUUUGUCUGGGAAACAACAUGUUGGUUAUUUUAAACUGCGGCAAGCCUACGAGGAGAUGAACGAAGCGCGGGAAAAGGAACAACAAGAGAAAGAGAGGAAACGUCGGGAAGAGAGGGAAAAAGAACGCAGCUCUCGUAGCGGCGGGCUGGGAUCGGAUCGACGAGACAGAGAGCGAAUGGAACGUGACCGGGAGCGCGAUAGAGACAGGAGUGAUAGAGGGGAUCGUGGCGAUCGCGGCGAUCGGGGUGAUCGGGGUGAUCGAGGUGAUCGGGGAGAUCGGGGUGACCGGGGUGAUCGUGUUGACCGUGGUGAUCGAAAUGACCGCGCUGAACGCGGUGAACGCGUCGAACGUUCUGAACGCGGUGAACGUGGUGAACGCAUUGAACGUGGGGAUCGUGGUGAUAGGGAGAAUAACGAUAGGAAGGAACGCGAGAAGGACCCAAAGGAUAGGGAAAGGGAUAGGGAACGUGAGAAAGAAAGAGAACUACGGGAGCGCCAUAGAUCAAGCCGAGAAAAGACCAACCGUCAUGAGGACCGUGAGCGGGAACGAGAGAGGGAUCGCGAGAAGGAACGGGAGCGGGAGCGCGAACGCAAGCACCGCAAGGAGAGAAGAUCCCCUCACGACCGCUCGCGGCGACGUUCACGCGACCGCCACUAG